This is a messenger RNA of Neofelis nebulosa (Clouded leopard), 3913 nucleotides long. RefSeq names its product roundabout guidance receptor 4 (gene ROBO4). The transcript has 18 exons. NCBI's taxonomy places the organism in Eukaryota, Metazoa, Chordata, Mammalia, Carnivora, Felidae. The coding region runs from base 68 to 3274 and encodes 1068 amino acids. Gene Ontology annotation, cellular component: plasma membrane; axon. The record is from RefSeq and is a predicted model, not a curated record. Gene Ontology annotation, biological process: axon guidance; dendrite self-avoidance; homophilic cell-cell adhesion. Gene Ontology annotation, molecular function: cell-cell adhesion mediator activity.
GAGCAGAGAGUUUCUCUCUGCUGGUCUCCUCCCAGUUCUCCAAGGCACCGAGGGCCAGGCAGGAAGCAUGGGUUUCCUCAAAGCUGCUUCCCUCCUGGGGCAGAGUCUCGGUCACAAACAACCACCACCACCCCACCCCGCCCCUCCUUCCCUCCGCUGUGAGCUCAGAGCUGCAGGACAAAGUGCCUGGGACCAGGAGAGAGGCCUGAGAGCAGCCAUGGGCUCUGGAGGAUCAGGCCUCCUCGGGGCCCCGCGGCCCCUGCCUCUCCUGCUUCUGCUUGUCACCGGAGGUAUGGCUCAGGACUCCCCACCCCAGAUCCUAGUCCAUCCCCAGGACCAGCUGCUCCAGGGCCCCGGCCCCGCCAAGAUGAGCUGCCGAGCCUCGGGCCAGCCGCCUCCCACCAUCCGCUGGCUGCUGAACGGGCAGCCCCUGAGCAUGGUGCCCCCAGACAUACACCACCUCCUACCAGACGGAACGCUCCUACUGCUGCGGCCCCCUGCCCAGGGACGUGCCCACGACGACCAGGCCCUAUCAACAGACCUGGGUGUCUAUGCAUGCGAGGCCAGCAACCGGCUGGGCACAGCGGUCAGCCGAGGCGCUCGGCUGUCUGUGGCGGUCCUUCGGGAGGCUUUCCAGACCCAGCCUCAGGAUACAGUGGCCACUGUGGGCAAGCAGGUGGUUCUGGAGUGCGGGCCGCCCUGGGGCCACCCAGAGCCCACCGUCUCGUGGUGGAAGGAUGGAAAACCACUGGCCCUACAGCCAGGGCGGCACGUGGUCUCCAGGGGGUCGCUGCAGAUGGCAAGAGCAGAGAAGAGCGACACAGGCACCUAUAUGUGUGUGGCCACCAACAGCGCAGGACGACGGGAGAGCCGGGCAGCCAGGGUGUCUGUCCAGGAGCCCCAGAACUACAAGGAACCUCUGGAGUUGCUGGCUGUGCAUAUUCAGCUGGAAAAUGUGACCCUGCUGAACCCAGACCCUGAAAAGAGCCCCAAGCCCGGGCCUGCUGUGUGGCUCAGCUGGAAGGUGAGUGGCCCUGCUGCACCUGCUCAGUCGUACACAGCCCUGUUCAGGGUCCAGACGGCCCCAGGAGGCCCGGGAGCUCCCUGGGCAGAGGCCCUGCUGGCCGGCUGGCAGAGCGCGGAGCUUGGGGGCCUCCUCUGGGGCAAAGACUACGAGUUCAAAGUGAGACCGUUCUCCGGCCGGGCUCAAGGCCCUGACAGCAACGUGCUGCUCCUGAGGCUGCCUGAACAAGUGCCCAAUGCCCCUCCCGGAGAGGUGACCUUAAAACCUGGCAACGGCAGUGUCCUUGUAAGCUGGGUCCCACCACCUGCUGAAAACCACAAUGGCAUCAUCCGUGGCUACCAGGUCUGGAGCCUGGGCAACACUUCGUUGCCCCCAGCCAACUGGACUGUGGCGGGCGAGCAGACCCAGCUGGAGAUGGCCACCCAGAUGCCAGGUUCCUACUGUGUACAAGUGGCUGCGGUCACGGGCGCUGGGACUGGGCCCCCCAGUAGCCCUGUCUGCCUCCUCUUAGAGCGGACCAUGGAGCGAGCCACUCAAGAACUCAGCGAUGGUCCCUGGACCCUGGAGCAGCUGAGGGCCGCCCUAAGGCGGCCAGAAGUGAUUGCUAGCGGUGGUGUCGUGCUCUGGCUGCUGCUGCUGGGCACUGCCGUGUGUGUCCACCGCCGGCGCAGAGCUGGGGUGCACCUGGGCCCGGGUCUGUACAGAUACACCAGUGAGGACGCCAUCCUAAAACACAGGAUGGAUCACAGUGACUCCCCUUGGCUGGCAGACACUUGGCGUUCUACCUCUGGCUCUCGGGACCUGAGCAGCAGCAGCAGCCUCAGCAGCAGGCUGGGAGUGGACCCCCGGGACCCACUAGACUGUCGUCGCUCCUUGAUCUCCUGGGAUCCCCGAAGCCCUGGUGUGCCCCUGCUUCCCGACACCAGCACUUUUUAUGGCUCCCUCAUCGCCGAGCUGCCUUCCAGCCCCCCAGCCCGGCCAAGCCCCCGGACCCCAGCUGUCAGGCGCCUCCCGCCCCAGCUGGCCCGGCUCUCCAGCCCGUGGCCCAGUCCAGACAGCCUCUGCAGCCACAAGGAACUCUCUUCUCCCCGCUUGCCUCUGGCCCCUGUGGAGGCUUGGAAGGCCAAAAAGAAGCAGGAGCUGCACCAAGCCAACAGCUCCCCGCCCCUCCGGGCCAGCCACCCUAUGGAGUUCUGGGCCUGGGAGUUGGGGAGUAAAGGCUCCAAGAACCUUUCCCAAAGUCCAGGCUAUUGUUCUCCGGGACCCGUGCCCCAAGCUCUGGUUGCCUGGAGGGCCCUGGGACCGCAGCUCCUCCGAUCGUCCAAUGAGCUGGUUUCGCGCCCUCUCCCCCCAGCACCCCUCGCUUCUCGCGGAGCCUCCACUCAGAGUCAGCAGACCCAGCCCUCGGUGGAGCCCCAAGCUCCCUCCUCCCUCCCACUGCCAGCCGCCCCCCUCCCCAUCCCUGUCCCCUCCAGUCCCCCCAGUCCCUCCAGCCCCCAGGCCUCUUCCCUCUCUGGCCCCAGUCCACCUUCCAGUCGUCUGUCCAGCUCCUCGCUGUCAUCCCUGGGGGAGGAUCAGGACAGUGUACUGACUCCUGAGGAGGUGGCCCUGUGCCUGGAGCUCAGUGACGGUGAGGAGACCCCCAGCACUGUGUCCCAUUUUGCCUUUUCUAGGAAUAGCGUCUCUCCUAUGCCAAGGGCUCCUUCACCCCCUGUCACCUACGGUUACAUCAGCAUCCCGACAGCCUCAGAGCUGGCGGAUGUGGGCAGGGCCGGAGGAGGGGUGGGGUCCGAAGUGAGGGGCUUGCUGUGCCCACCCCGGCCCUGCCCCACCCCCACCCCCAGCGAGGGCUCCUUGGCCAACGGCUGGGGCUCAGCCUCCGAGGACAACGCCCCCAGCGCCAGAGCCAGCCUUGUCAGCUCCUCUGACGGCUCCUUCCUUGCGGACGCCCACUUUGCCCGGGCCCUGGCAAUGGCUGUGGACAGCUUUGGCUUUGGUCUGGAGCCCAGGGAGGCUGACUGCGUCUUCAUGGAUGCCUCCUCACCUCCCUCCCCCCGGGAUGACCUCUUCCUGACCUCCACCCUCUCCCUGCCCCUGUGGGAGUGGAGGUCAGACUGGUUGGAGGACAUGGAGAACAACCACAGCCAGCGGCUGGGAAGGGGGCUGCCUCCCUGGCCCCCCGACUCUCGGAUCUCUUCCGGAAGAAGUCAGCUCAGCCGUCCUGAGCCCAAGGCCGGCAGCUCCUCAUGAAGUGUACCUGAGACAGGAGACGGCCAAGAGGAGAAUCAAAACCACCCCGCUGAGGAGUGUCAGUCUUGGCCUGUAUUCUCUGCAGCUGGGGGACCACCUUGCCUCGCCACCAGGACAGUUCUCCUUCCGGGAUUGUGAGAACAAAUGAAAGCAAAACAAAAUAAGAGCAAAGCAGACCUGGAGCCCCCAGUGAGCAAAAAGUCAUCUCGGCCUGCCUCCUACCCCUUGCUUUCUCCUCUGCUCCAUCCAUCCCAAAACCGGGUCUUGUGGCCUGAGAAGCAGGCUUAUCUCCUGAUCUCCCCACCCCCCCACUUGCAUCACCAGAAGUGGAAGAACCAGAGAUCUUCCCGGAGGACAACAGCAUCUUGUGGGACAGGCUGGUUAGGGAAGGAGCUUUAUGGAGCCAUGCCUCUCAGGAAGGCACCUUUCCUACGUAGGCAGGCUCACUUCUCCCCAGCCACACCCGUAAAGGAAGGACGGAGGAACACCCAGUGAGGACCAACCUUGUUUCCAAGGCAGAGGGUCCAGAAUGGACCUAGGGAGGGAGCCAAAGGAAGGGUGGUGGGAAAAUGUGGGGCCAACACCCUCUUCAUACUGUGGACUCUAUGAGCUUAAGAAAUUGAUACCAUUAAACUGAAA